GCCGCCACACAGCUCCACCUACAGCCGGGAGACCUCAGCAGCCUCAGCCGUCCCUCCGCUCAACAUAUGGCAGAAAUAACGUUCUGUCUUUCUUUCAUAGUUGUGCCCACUACUCUUUAAAAAUUCCGCCGAAAAAGAGAAGACGAUUUUCUAAAUCAUUCUGGCCGUUAUCUCACGGCUCCCCCGUCUCUGCACAGGUGUAUGAGCGUUACCCAGAGGGCCUAGGGGCGGCUCUUUACAGGGAGCAGUUUGACUUCAACGCUGAGCCGCCUUGGGAUCCUAGCUGAUAGCGGGACGGGUCCAUCUCCUGACUUGUCCAUUUUGUUGCAUACCGGCAGGACCCAUUGGCUCAGUCGUGACCCCUUGACUUGCGGACUUCACCUUUAUGAUUUUUGGCUUACUGGAAUACGGUUGAGAUGAAAGGACUUACUGACAACCCUAGUUACAUUGUUGAAAUUUUGGAGAGUGGCCUGACACUUGAAGAUGUUAUUGACGAUCACAUCUAUGAGCAAACUCUGAUGGAAAAGAGUGCGUUUGUGGUGGCUGAUCUGGGCGCCCUGAUGAGGCAACAUGCUUGCUGGCAGCGAGUGGUGCCGCGGCUGCAGCCGUACUUUCCCGUCAAGUUCAACAGCAGCCCGGUGGUCAUUGAGGUUCUUUCCUCUCUGGGUCUGGGAUUCGUGUGUACCAGCAAGGCUGAGGUCAACCUGGUGCUGGAGCAUGGCGUCGCUCCGGAAAACAUCAUCCUGUCGGGAGUCUGCAAGCAGCUGGCGCACAUCAAGAACGCAGCCAAGAAUAACAUCCAGCAUCUUGUUUUUGAAAAUGAGGCAGAGUUAUCAAAGAUCUCCCGCCUACAUCCCAAUGCUAAGUUGCUGCUCCAGUUGACCACCGAGGCCCAUGCUGCUGAGACAAGCAUGGCUUUUGGCUCCUCACUGAAGAGCUGUCGGCACCUGCUGGAGGCUGCUAAGAAACAGGGGGUCCAAGUGGUUGGGGUGACGUUCCACAUCCCCAGCUCCUGCCAGGAACUGCAGCAGGCCUACACACACGCUCUCUCGGAUGCUCGCUGUGUUUUUGAUAUGGGGAUUGAUCUGGGCUUUAACAUGAACAUCCUAGACAUUGGGGGUGGAUUCACUGGCUCAGAAUACCAGCUAAGACAGGUUGAAUCUGCGAUCAGGCCUCUGCUUGACUCGUACUUCCCACCACUGUCCGGAGUUCAGUUGGUGGCCCAGUCCGGCAGCUUCUACGUUUCUUCAGCCUUCCGCCUGGCUGUCAACGUGAUCGCUAAGAAAGUGUUGAGUCACCACUGGGAUCACCUGACACACGGUGAAAAGAAUGAGGACACAGAGUUCCUGUACCACAUGAAUGAGGGCGUUUAUGGGCCAUUCAGCCUGAAGCUGCUGGGAAACACUAUAAGUGCCCCGUCUGUACACAAGCACCUGCUGUGUGCCGAUGAGGAGGUGUAUCCCAGCAGCCUCUGGGGCCCAUCAAUGGACCAGCUGGACCAGGUGGUGGAGCGGUGUCUGCUGCCGGAGCUCAGCGUGGGAGACUGGCUUCUUUUCUCCAACAUGGGAGCCUGCAGCCUGGAUGAGAACAACGGACUCUCUAGCUCCCCACAGAUACCAGUCUACUACACUGUCUCCACUGCUGACUGGUUAGGAAUGCAGGAUGCUGGUGUGACUCUGGACAAUGGCAUGAAGAUUUUCUCCAGUGUUCCUUACAGAGUGUAAGCAACCGCUGCUCCAAAUCCAUUUCCUGGUACUUUUUUAGCCUCCGAUCAGCAUGGGGAUUGACUCAAGGGGCUAAAUGUGGUCAACAUUCCUGCCUCCGUACAAGAUGCAGUGUUCAAUCAUUUCCUGGAAUUUGACAAUAUUCCUCUAGUCAGUGAACAAUUGGAUCUUUCAGAUGUCCUAAUGCAACCUAAAAUCUAGAAGGAUUCAAGAGUGUCGGCUUAGUGAAAUCCGGUCCAAGUAAAACAUUGUGCAACAAAAUGGACGACUCGGUGAAGAUGGGGCCCACCUGGACACAGGUGGUUUGUUUACAAAGUGUACAAUUGAUUUAGAAUCAUGAUAUAUACAUGUCUUGUGAGUCCUGUGUCCUCAUUUUCUAUGUAGAUUAUGUUUUGAAGUGUUAAAGGUGUCACGCCUCAUGGACUCUGUUCGUCAGACUCGUGUGUGUGUGUGUGUGUGUACGCACAGUUUAACUAAGGUGAUGUAUUCUUGUUUGCAAUUCACCUUGUUGCUUUUUAUUUUAAUUUAUUAGACACAAUAAGUGGAGCUUUUGGGGAAAACUCCGUGUUUCAAUGUGAUCUGACCCAUUUAACAGUGUUUUUCUGUUAGAACGUGGAUGUUUUUUCCGAUGCUACACGUGUGCUGUGAUUGCCAUUUGUGACCUCUGUGGUUCCCUUUUACCGAAGCAGCAUGAACAAACAUGCAUGUGUGCGUCGCUGCUUGGUUACUAGGCAGCUGCACACACACUUGACACUGAUGGUCUAAAAUUAUCAAAUAUUUUUGCGGGGUAAAAAUACUGUCCAACACAUUGAUCCCGUGAUUAAACCUGUGUCUCCGGCUGCUCCGGUUUAAGCUGCUUGCUUCCACAAAGCCAAAUGAGCCAUUUUUGAAGAGUUCAAAAAUAUCUUUGAGGUUUCAAUCUCAAGUGUCAGACAUGUAAGUUAAGUAAGAAUAUCUGCCCGCAGGAGAAGAAGUGACAGUGCAGUCUCUUGUACAGAUAAAUGCGGAUCAUUAAGCAGCAGUUUUACAGAUGACUCUGUGUUAUAAUGAACUAAUGUAUUAUUAACUUGCUGUCUGACGCACUAAAGGACCAUAGCCUGUUGAUGUAAAAUGUGCUUGUUAAAGUAAUUAAAGUGAUUAAUUUAAUACAUUUUUGACUGAAAGCAA
This is a messenger RNA of Synchiropus splendidus (mandarinfish), 2891 nucleotides long. It is a transcript of the gene azin1b, whose product is annotated as antizyme inhibitor 1b. NCBI's taxonomy places the organism in Eukaryota, Metazoa, Chordata, Actinopteri, Syngnathiformes, Callionymidae. Gene Ontology annotation, biological process: negative regulation of protein catabolic process; positive regulation of polyamine transmembrane transport. The record is from RefSeq and is a predicted model, not a curated record. The transcript has 11 exons. The coding region runs from base 417 to 1724 and encodes 435 amino acids. Gene Ontology annotation, cellular component: cytoplasm. Gene Ontology annotation, molecular function: ornithine decarboxylase activator activity; ornithine decarboxylase activity.